AUGCAUCGACUUUUUGCUAAGCUGGAGCCAUCUGUAACCGUCACCGAGCAAAACCUGGCAGACCGAGUUCGGUAUAUCUUGCGCUCAAAUAGAUUUGAUGUCACCGAACUCGAACGGCUACGACGUGAGGCUGUUCCUACAUCGGGUGAAAAUGCUGCGGCUGAGGAUGCGGCGCCACAACUUGCUGAGCAAACGGCAAAUGUGAAUGCCACCGUAAAUACGCCAGUUGUGGUUGAUUCAAACGAUGAUGGAACAGUCGCCCAGAAACUGGAACUAGAGCAAAUGAGGAGUACAUUGGAAGAGGCGAUUGUGGAAACGCGCAGUACGCCUCUCAAAAAUCGACCGCGACUUCCCCGCUUAACCCUAAGCAAGCGGAAUCGGGCUGUCGUGAGAGCUCUGAACCCAAUGCUAGUUACCUAUUUAGAAACCAGCCGGGACCUUUGCGAGACGGACUCAAUUCUUUUUGGCGCCGCACUGGCAGUCUGCCGUAUUAUAGGCGCCAAAGUUUCCACGGCUGGACGCGCUACUGGACAAAGUAGUGCUAUCCUAGCCUGGAGAAUAAGAAUUGAAGAACGUAUCGCAAAGGCUAGGGCCCUCAUUAGCAGACUGAUAUGCUUCAAGUCAGGCAAUAUCAGGCCGUCAGGAUGGCGUUUGCUGGGCCAAAUGUUAGUUUCUCCCAGCCGGAUAUAA
Messenger RNA from Parnassius apollo (apollo), 690 nucleotides. The record is from the annotation of a GenBank genome assembly. Lineage: Eukaryota; Metazoa; Arthropoda; Insecta; Lepidoptera; Papilionidae.